Rotaria sordida is the source of this 459-nucleotide messenger RNA. The record is from the annotation of a GenBank genome assembly. Lineage: Eukaryota; Metazoa; Rotifera; Eurotatoria; Philodinida; Philodinidae.
UAUCCAUUUUCAAUGAUAAUUGGUAUUCCACUUCGUGAUUGUCUUGUGUCAUCAAAACUUAUUGGAAUAAAAACUAGUUUGAAUGAAUUUAUUGCUUAUCAAGAACUCGGUAAAAUACGUCAAUUACGUAAUGAACUUAUAUUAAAUAAUACAUUUCCAUUAUAUUUAAAUGGUACAUUAACAUUACCAAAUGAUGUUCCUAUGUUAUGGGAUGACACUUCACCGAUUAUUUUAACUUAUGCUUUAUGUGGCUUUGCUAAUUUUGGUUCGAUGGGUGUUGCAUUAGCAACACUUGGAGUUUUUGCUCCUACACGAAAACGUGCUUUAACAAAAAUUGCACCACGUGCUUUGAUUGCUGGUAGUAUGGUUUCAUUAAUGACAGCAUCGAUUGCUGGUCUACUUUAUGAUACUCGACAUGUAACAGUACCAAUAUUAAAUUUAAAUUCCACACAUGUAUAG